This is a messenger RNA of Mesorhabditis belari, 1101 nucleotides long. The record is from the annotation of a GenBank genome assembly. NCBI's taxonomy places the organism in Eukaryota, Metazoa, Nematoda, Chromadorea, Rhabditida, Rhabditidae.
AUGUUUUAUGAUUUAUACGAUGGUCAAUUGACGAUUUGGGCACCGAUUUUCGCGAAUGUCACUUAUCUUCAGUAUACAAAGGUUUUCUGGAUCGAUCAGAUCUUUUGGAUGAUCGAGAUCAGUCAACUAGUGAUCUCGAUUCUUUUCCUCUGGAUCUUUCUCAUCGAGCUUUGCACGCACGGGAUCGUUCACUACAAUUUUCUCGUAAUUCUCACCACCAUCUACGUUAUGUAUUAUAUCUCAAUGGCGGCUAGGGUGGUCAUCUUUUUGAUACAAUUUGGAUAUAUAGAAGAAACGGGUCCAAGUUUCCCAUUGUUUGUGCAAAUUGCUGGAUUCAUCCGUAUUCAUUUUCUCAUGUUUGCCGUCUUCGCCGUUUUCAUAGUGAUCGUUGAGCGGUGUUUUUCGACUUACUAUCUACGAGACUAUGAACAAACGAAGCGAGGCUGGAUUUCGUUCAUUUUACUAUCAAAUUCUCUCAUUCUGGCCACGAUAUUUGCAUAUUUAUCUAUUUACAUUUCUCCAUCGAACGUCACAAUGACCUUCUUUCCCGUUUUUUUCACACUAAUCGCUCUCGUUGGUUUGAGUGUUUCGUUAUACGCUUUUCUCCAUCGGUAUAACUAUCGAUUUCUUCGCGAACUGAAUCGCACGUGGCGGUAUGAUCAAUACACAUUGAGCACAAGAUUUCAAAUUGUCGAGAAUAUGCGAACGUUGAAGUUGAUCGGCUCAUUUUUCCUCUCGUGUUGCAUUUUUGUUUUCGUCUGUGCUGUUAUCUAUUUUUGCUCGGGUUUGGUUCAAGAGUUUUCCAAAGCGAGCAGCCAAACAGCGUGUAUCUUUUUAGAGAUGAGCUGUGCUUUAUUCAUCAAUGCUAUCACUUGGUACAUCUUGAGAGCAUUCCCGAAAAUCAGAGAAUCGCUGAAGGAAAGAUUGAUGAGAAUGUUUCACCUGUCAAGAGGGAAUUCGAUUGAGGAUAAACGAAUUGCAAAGUGGCGAAUGUCGGCCGAUCAAGAAACCCGCACGUAUUUCACUCAACUCGAAACUUCGUGGGGAUUAGCAAUAAACGAAAAAAAUCCAUCAACUCAAAAGUCUAGAGAAAGCAAAAUA